Eublepharis macularius is the source of this 16424-nucleotide messenger RNA. It is a transcript of the gene PKD1, whose product is annotated as polycystin 1, transient receptor potential channel interacting. Gene Ontology annotation, molecular function: protein binding. The transcript is spliced from 46 exons. NCBI's taxonomy places the organism in Eukaryota, Metazoa, Chordata, Lepidosauria, Squamata, Eublepharidae. The coding region runs from base 34 to 13104 and encodes 4356 amino acids. Gene Ontology annotation, biological process: kidney development. The record is from RefSeq and is a predicted model, not a curated record. Gene Ontology annotation, cellular component: membrane.
GGUCAGGCAUGCCAUGCCCGCCGCGCUGAAGCCAUGGCCGCCCCGCGCCGCCCCGGGCCAGCCGCCGCCGCCGCCUCGCCCUGGCCGGGCUGGUGCCUCUUCUGCUGCCUGCUGGGCGGCGGGCUGGCCGCCUGGUCCCGGCCUUGCCAGCCCUGCGGGCCCGCCUGCGCCUGCCGGAGCCUGGCCGGGGCCGCCUGCGCCGUGGACUGCGCCUCGCGGGGCUUGGCGCGCCUGGCCGGCCCGCCCGGGGCCUGGGCCUGGCCGGCGCUCACCGUCUCGCUAAAUCUUUCCAGUAACAAGAUCAGUGUUUUAAAUGCUGAGACUUUUGCACAUCUGACUUCCCUGACAAAAUUAGAUUUAAGCAACAACAAGAUUUCUACAUUAGAAGAUGGAGUAUUUGAUAAUUUAUUUAAUUUAAGUGAAAUAAACUUAAGUUUGAAUCCGUUCCUGUGUGACUGCAGUCUUGCCUGGCUUCCUCGCUGGGUACAGAGAAGAAAAGUGAAAAUUGUGCAUCUGAUGGAUACAAAAUGCGCCCAGCCACCUGAGAUGGCCAACUCUCCUCUUUUCAAUGUGUCGUUCACUGAUACUACCUGUGGAGCUGACUACAUUGCGUGCCUGACUGACAAUACCACAGGACUGGCUGAUUCUGUUGUCCGAUUUGUGUUCCGCCUCCCUCAGAACCUGACUGAGGAGCUCUGUAGCGCCCAUUGCUAUGUUGAAGGGCAGGUCUAUGCGGGCUUCAGUGAUGAGGCACAUUGUCUGUGUGGUGCUGCUCCUGAACCAGACUCCUCCACAGACUGUUUGCCAUUUUGCACCAAGCUGUUUCCCAGGCCUGUCUGUGGAGGGCCUUCCAUUGUUUCAAGUGUUUUCCUGGCUCAGCUGCCCAUUUCCUUAGUGGGGCCCAGACUUCCUUCUAGCCUUUUCCAAGUGGUGGCUUUCAAUGUCAGUGUUCCGCUUGCCUUGGGCACCCUUCAGUGGGACUUUGGAGAUCACACAAGACUUUUCAAUACCACCAGGACAGCCGUCUUCCACAAGUACUCUUCACCUGGACUCUACAGUGUCACUGUCACUGCCUUUGUGGGCAGUCGGUUUACCUCAGCACGGACAGAAAUCGAGGUGGUGGCAUCUCCAGUGGAGAUAGAGCUUCAGUGUCCUCCUCUAGUGAAGACAAAUGAAAGUUUGCAGCUGCAGAUAAGGAACCGAGGGGGAACGGGCCUAUUAGCUGUAUACAAAAUCAUGGCACAGGACAACAAAACUGAGCAAGAGGUACAUCCAAUGUGCCCCAUGGACAGCGUGGCCUUCCCUGGGAAUGGCCACUGCUAUCGGCUGGUGGAGGAGAAAGCCGCGUGGCUGGAGGCUCAGCGGCAUUGCCAGGAAUUCAGCAGUGGAGAUUUAGCCUUCGUCAGCAGCCCGGAAAUCCAGGAUUUCUUGGUAUCUCGUGUCACCAGGAGCUUGGAUGUCUGGAUCGGGUUCAAUGAUUUCGCAAGCUCUGGUCCUCUGCAGCGAGCAGAAGGCUUUGAUCUGCAGAGCUGCCAGAACUGGCUUCCUGGAGAGCCUCACCCGUCCAGUGCUGACCACUGCGUCCGAAUGGGCCCUGCUGGCCAGUGCAACACGGACCUGUGUAUGGCCAAGCACAGCUAUGUUUGCGAGUACAAGCCAAAAGAGAUUCUUCUAAAUGCUGAGCACUUUUCCCUGGGCACCCCCGCCUUUGAUAUACACACUCGGGUGAGCAACCUCACAGAAAAAGACCGUCUGUCAGCCCCGUCCAGUCCCGUGGAGACGAUGGCCUUUCCGAGCAUGGUCUUCCAACAGAAAGGUUUCGUAGUGGCCUUGGAGUUCGUGACCCAGGAGCUGCCACGCCCUGUUCAAGUCCGGUUUCAAGUGCACCAUCCGGCAGUUGGAGGAGGAAAUGGGGCUUGGCCACAGUUGGACUGUCUGGCCGGACUUCAGUGGUGCCCUCGGACCAACACGUGCCUGCCACUGCACAACUGCUGUGACCGCGGGAUGUGUGUCAAUGGCUCUGUCGCCAGCACUGCUGAGCCCAGUCCUUGCCUCCACAAAAACCAUCUCCAGAACAGAUUGCUGGAAGAGUCACUUUUUGAUGUGCCACCGGGCCCCUCGAUGCAGUAUCUCUUGCUUUUCAGAAGGAAAGACAUUUUGGCCAGACCGGAUGAUACCAUCAGCAUCCAGCAUGAUGCAGGGCCUGGUGCCUUCCUUCUUUGCCACCCGAGCCAGACACUAUCUGACCAGAUCAGCUACUUAACCGUGAAUUCUUCUGACUGGGAGCCUGACUGGCCUGCUCUGCACAUUGCCAGCCGCUGGCGGAAUGACUCUGUGUGCUUCCUCAGGGUCCUCUAUGUGGCUGAAGAGACAGUGCCCAUUAUCAGUCAAGAGAAUUCUGGCGUGGAUCACUACGGCCUCUACGAUGUGAGAGCCUCUGUAGACAAUGGAGUCUUUGUCACCAAUUUGUCCUGUAAUUUCUGGGCUGUUUCUCCUGUGCUGGGCUUCCGUGUCAUUUACCCUCCAGCUCAAGAUGGCAAGAUCUACGUGCCAACCAGUUCCACUUGGGUGGUGGUGAAGAUCUCUUCAGGGGUAAAUGCAUCAGCUGGCUGGCUAGGAGGGAACCAGAGCUUCCCAUUUGAAAGCUGCUGCCCACCCGCGGUUGCUCUGCUGACUGCUGACUGCGCCAGGGAAUCCAAUGACACCUGGUUCUCUGUAAUCGCACUGGAUGGCAUUGGGCAGAAUUUAACCACUGUCGUGCUGUGGGCAGAGAAUACUGUGAGCUCCCAGAACAUCAGCAUCUUGGUGAAAGCUGAGGAGGCCAUUCGAGGGCUCCGUGCGACCCCAGACCCAGAAACCCGAGUCUUGCUGAACAAACGUGUGAGCUACGUUCCCAUGAUGGACGCUGGAUCGGACGUGAACUUCAGAUGGACGGUGGAUGACAAGCCUUCCUUUACUUUCUACAAUAAUGUCUUCAAGGUUGUCUACCAGACGCCUGCUGUGUACAAGCUAUCGCUGACAGCCUCCAACCACAUCAGCAACAUCACCGUCAACUACAACAUUACCGUGGAGAAGAUGAACAGGAUGAAGGAUCUGGUGGUCUCUGAGAUCCCGUCUCUGGUCCCUCAAAACAGCACCGUGGACCUAUCAGCUGUGGUUACAGUGGACUCUGCUGUGGAUGCCACAUUCUUAUGGGACUUUGGAGAUGGUGACCAGGCUGUUUUCCAAUUUGUGCCUCCUUACAAUGAGUCUUUCUUUAGGCCGGAUCCCAACAUUCAUCAGGUGAUGAUUGUUCACAAUGUAUCGCACACCUACCAAGAACCAGGCCAAUAUUCCCUGGUUGUUUCCGUAUUCAAUGAGUUUGAGAACCUGACCUAUUCCAUCCCAGUCCACAUCGCCACUGACCUGCUAGAAGUGACCAUGGAAGUAAAUACAGAUGUUCUGGUUGCGGGCCACCCUGCCACCUUUGAAGCCCACCCUCUCCCAUCUGGGUUUGGGGUCUCCUAUACUUGGGAUUUUGGUGAUGGCUGCAUGGCAUUUAUGGAAAGCCAGCCUACCAUCGUUCACAGCUACAGCCGUAAAGGGAUGUACAAUGUUAGCUUGAGAGCCAACAACAGCAUCAGUGCUGUAGAGGUGUUUGAGCUUCACCGUGUCUUUGAAGAGAUCAGUGGGCUGCAGGUGACUUUGAGUGAAGUGAUGGAGCUCCGCACGCCGGUUGAGAUCAGUGCUUCAGUGGAGUCGGGGGAUAACAUCACCUGGAUAUUUGAUAUGGGUGAUGGGACAGUACUAGAGAGUUCUGUGGGGUCUGUGAAACACACCUAUUUAAAGGAAGCCAACUGCACAGUAAACGUAACGGCGGUGAAUCCAGUCAACUUUGUUUCCCAAACAGUUCCUGUCCAGAUAUUUGUGCUGAUGGUUGUCAAGAUCGAGCCUUCCUCUUGCAUCUUGGAGCACCCUGAAGUACAGCUCACUGCUUAUGUCUCGGGAAACCCUUCUGACUACAUUUUUGACUGGACUUUUGGGGAUGGCUCAUCCAAUGUUACUGUGGAUGGAGAUCCUACAGUGAUACACAACUUUACCCGGAGCGGUGUGUUCUCCCUCUCUUUGGUCCUCUCAAGCAAGGUCAACAAAGCACACUAUUACACGGUGGUCUGUGUGGAGCCAGAAAUAACCAACGUCACACUGUUCGCACCACUGUUCGUCAGGCUAGGCAAUGAGAGCAAGUUUCAGGUCACAGCCUCGCCCCCUUACAACUACCGCUACCUUUGGGACUUUGGGGCCAAUGACUCAGCUAGGUUUGGUGGGACAGAAGUCAGCUACGUGUAUAAAACCCCAGGCAACUACCUAGUCACGGUAACAGUGUGCAACAACGUAUCUUUCAACAACGACACGGCAAUUGUGAGAGUCCUGGAGCCAGUUGGGGUAGCCAAGAUUGAAUCCAACGGGUCAAAGGUUUUGGAACUGAACCAAAUCUAUCUGUUCUCUGCCAAUGUGAGCGGGACUAAAGUGAACUACUUGUGGGAUUUGGGGGACGGUACCAGCCAGCUGGGGAAACGCAUCACCCACUCGUACAACAAAACCGGCAUUUACUCCAUAAGCCUGAAAGGCUGGAAUGAAGUGAGCCACGCGGAAGCCAGACUCAAUGUGACGGCGAAGAGGCGCCUCCAAGGGCUCGCCAUCAAUGCCAGCAAGACCAUAGUUCCCCUGAACGGUUCUGUGAGCUUCACAGCCACCUUAUCUGCUGGCACUGCCCUCCGGUACUCCUGGAUCUUGUGUGACCGAUGCACCCCUAUCCCCGGCACGUCUGCCAUCUCUUACACUUUCCGCUCUGUCGGCACCUUCAAUGUGAUCGUCACAGCAGAGAAUGAGAUCGGCUCUUUGCAAGACAGCAUCUUCAUACACGUUUUGCAGCAGAUAGAAGGGCUGCAGAUCACCCGUGGUGACCUCAGGGAGGACGCUUUCUUCCCCACCAACAAAACACUCCAGCUGCAGGCAGUGGUGAGAGAAGGGACAAACAUCUCCUACACCUGGUCAGUCCUGAAAGAAGGCCACCCGGUGCAGACGUCCACAGGGAGGACCUUCUCUUUCCUUGUUACAGAGGCAGGGGUCUGUGUCAUCCAUCUGAAAGCCACAAACAUGCUGGGCAGCCUUGCUGUGAACAGAACAGUGGAGUUCAUCGAGCAAAUUGGUGUCCUGAAGCUGGUUGCGUCUCCGAACCCUGCGGCGGUCAACGUUUCCGUUAACAUAAGCAUCAGCGUCACUGCAGGCACUGGCUUGCGGUACACUUGGUACCUGGAGGGUGGCGUCUUCCUUCUCACUGCCAACCCUUUCAUCACAUACUAUUUCCAAAGCCCUGGUGUGAAAGUAGUCACAGUUGCAGCAGAAAACAAAUGUGGUUCUGCCAAUGCAACACUUCUGGUAUUUGUCCAGGAGCCAGUAGCCGGCCUGAAGAUCUGGACUGUAAGUCUAGAUAGAAGUUAUGUCAGGUCAGGUUCUGUAGUGAACUUCCGUGGAGAACUCGAAAGGGGAACUGAUGUGGCUUGGAUGUGGGAGAUGCAGAACAGAACCUUACCGGGCCAGAGAGUAGCUCUGGAGUUCCGCACAGCAGGCUUCUUCUCUGUCUGUCUAAAUGCUUCCAAUGAGGUCAGCUGGGAAGUGGCUUGCCACAAUAUCACUGUGCAAGAUGCAGUGCAGGGCCUGCAACUCCACGUGAGCAAGGGAGUGGUGGAGCCUGGGGAGCAGGUCUCCUUUACUGUUGAAAUGUCCUCCGGCACUUCUGUAAGCUAUGAGGUGAGCAUUGGUGGGCACUGGACACUGGCACUCAAUGCUUCCCAUUUCACCCACGCAUUCACCCAAGUUGGAGACUAUAGAAUCAAAGUCAUUGCAGAAAACUGCGUCAGCAGGGUGCAGGUUGAGGUCCUCAUCGUGGUGCUGGAGCCCAUCUCUGGCUUGCGCAUUGCAGACUGCUGUGAGCAAGGCACACCCACAGGGUUGGAGAGGCAUUUCACAGCUGAGAUUAAGAAGGGCUCCCGGGUGUCGUACCUGUGGCAGUUCUCCUUAGAGGAAGAGCAGGGGCAUUUCCAAGUGGUCCUAGAAGGCAAGAGUGUCUCUUACACCCCGGAGGCUGCUGGGUUGCUGGAAAUCCACCUCACUGCCUCCAACGGCCUGGGCAGUCUGAACAGAACGGUCACGAUUCAUGUCCAAGACCUGAUAGCUCAGUUUUCUCUCAAGCCUGUUGAACCCUUUGCCAACCGGACGACGUUGUUUGAAGCUUCAGUGUUUCCCAGCGCCAGGCAAGUUGUGUUUUGGUGGCACUUUGGGGACAGUUCUCCAGCACAGAGGACUAUCGUGGCAUCUGCUAGCCACACCUACCUGAGGCCGGGAGAUUACCUGGUGGACGUGAACGCCAGCAACCUCAUCAGCUUUGCCAUCACUCACUUGACAGUCACAGUUCGAGUGCUGGAGUGUGAGGAACCAGAGGCAGAGCUCGUCUUGCCUGCCCAGGUGGUCAUGAAACGGUCACAGAAGAAUUACCUGGAGGCACAAAUUGACUUGCGGGGGUGCUUCAGGUACCAGACAGAAUACUUGUGGGAGAUUUACCAAACCUCGAGCUGCCUGUGGCUGGGUGGUGCUAACCAAGUCCACUUGCCCACUGUGGAUGUGAGCCGGCCACAGUUGGUCAUCCCAAAGCUUGCGCUGGACCUUGGGAACUACUGCUUUAAGUUUCUGGUCUCUUUUGGAGACACGCCACUGUCCAAGAGCAUUUUUGCCAAUGUGACUGUCAUCCCCAAUAAACUGGUGCCCAUCAUAGACGGGGGAUCGUACCGUGUGUGGUCCAGCACCAGAGACUUAAUCUUGGAUGGUGAAAAAUCUUACGAUCCCAACCUCGAAGACUGGGAGCAGACCCCACUGCACUAUCGGUGGUCCUGUGUGUCAUCCACCAAAAGCUCUUCAGCAGGGUGUGCUCUGAACUUCAGCGCCACAGGAGGAGGGGUUACCGUUUCCCGAGCGAUAUUGGAAACAGAUGUGGAAUACACGUUUGACCUCACAGUCUGGAAAACAGGGAUGAAUGCUGAAGUCACCAACCAAACUGUGUUGGUCAAGCAAGGGACGGUCCCCAUCGUGGCUUUGGAUUGUGUCUCCUGCAAGGCCCAGUCUGUCUACGAAGUUAGCCGGAGUUCUUACGUAUACCUGGAGGGGUCUUGCUUGAACUGCCAAAACAAUUCCAAACUGGGGAGGUGGGAGGCCCACAGCUUCAAAAACAAGACUCUCGUCUUGGACAAAACCACCACCUCCACAGGCAGCAUGGGAAUGAACCUAGUUUUGAGGCCAGGGGCUUUGAAGGAUGGUGAAGGAUACACUUUCACCUUCCACAUCACCGAUCUGGCCACAGGGGAGGAAGGGUACGCCUCCAUUGAUCUGCUUCCGAAUCAGCCGCCUUUUGGGGGGUUCUGUCGGCUGUCUCCUCUGGGUCGUGUCGAAGCGCUGACUGCAAAGGUGCAGUUUGAGUGCACAGGUUGGAAGGACAACGAGGAUGAAGAGACGCCCUUGGUGUAUAUCCUCCUGGCCACACGCUGCCGAACUGGCCAUUGUGAGGAAUUCUGGGUGUACAAAGGAAGCCACUCGGAGCACAGCGCCUUCCUGCCUCCAGGAUUCCAGGAUGCGGCUUCCCUGGUGCACAUUUCGGUGCUUGUACAGGAUCAGCUGGGAGCAACAGUGGUAGCCCUCAAUAGCUCCAUGGCCAUCACACUGCCCACCACCCCAGACGGAUUCCGCGGCCUCCCUCAGUGGCUCUAUAACCAAACAGACUUGGUCCUCCAGGGCUUGGUUAAACAGAGUGACCCUCAACAGGUCAUCGAGUAUUCGCUGGCUCUCAUCACCACCUUAAAUGAGUACGAGCGCUCCAUGCAUUCAGAAGCCAGAGCUGAGGAGGAGGAGGAGGACUUCCGUGCCUGGACACGGUGGAACAUUACAAAAACCCUGAUCUCCAUGAAAGUGAACACGGUCGAUGACAUUCGGCAAAUCACUGCAGCUCUGGCACAGUGUACGGUGGCCAACCGAGAGUCCGUGUGCCGCACGUGCCUGACUGAGACCCUGAAGAAGCUGGAGAGCAUGCUGGCGAUCCUGCAGGGGGAGACCCUGCAGGGGACCAUGACGCCCACCUCGAUUGCAGACAACGUCCUCAGCAUCAUGGGGGACUUGAUGCACCUCGUCAACACCAUUCCCCAGCCAUCGAAGCUGCAGGGGCUGAGCAGUGGGCAGACUCACAUGCAGGUGGCUUCCAAAGCAUAUGCCCUGUCCACCGACCUGAUGCGCAUUCUGAUGAAGUCUCGGGUCCUUAACGAAGAGCCGCUUGAACUGGUGGGCAGUGAUAUCAUGGCCAAGGGUAAGCGCUCGGACCCAUUCAGCCUGCUCUGCUACAAGGACAGUCCAAGCUGCAAGUUCUCUAUCCCUCCAGCUUUCAACGUCACUUUCUCUGAUCUGACCGACGUCGUCCAAGUUAUGAUCCGCAUGGACUACAACCCUUUCCCUUUUGGUUACAUCACAAACUACACCGUCUCAUCUGAGGUGGCUUCUAUGGAGUUCCAGAGCAACAGUGGGACUGAAAUACCCAUUGGGAGUUUGGAUCCAGAGAAGGCCAUCACCGUGAUGGUGUCUGACCCUGGAGCCAAAAACAUCACUGCGGGGACAGUCACGGUUGAGGAAAGGAAAUCGGUGAAUGUAGUGCUCACGACAGAAGACGGCAACAGAGAAGCAGGGCUGUAUUUCCAAGUCACCUUCAGUGUCAUAAAUGACCGUUACGUGUUGCAUGAGCCGGAGCCGUUUGUUGCCGUCUAUCUCCACCACUCUCCGCAACCGAAUGAGCAUAACUGCACAGCUUCCAAGAAGAUCCACCUGCAGGACAUGAAUCGAAUGGCUGAGGGGGACCCCCGGCGCUACACUUUCUUUGUCUCUCCCAUUACUGAUGAUCCUGCGAGGGACUAUUACUUGAACAUCACAAACCAUUUCCUCUGGUCCCCAGUGGAAGUGACGCUGGGCCUGUACAGCUCCUUGUGCCAGUACUUUAAUGAGGAGGAGGAGCAGUGGAAGACAGAAGGCAUGGCUCCACUGGAGGGGACCACGCCCAACCAGGCUAUGUGCUUAACCCGACACCUGACAGCCUUCGGAGCAAGCCUUUUCGUUCCUCCACACUCCGUCCAGUUCAUUCGGCCUCCUCCGGGUCCAGGGCUGAACUACAUCGUCCUGUUGACCUGCGCCAUCUGCUUCGUGACAUACUCCGUGGCAGCCGUGAUCGUGCACAAACUGGAUUUGAUUGACAUUAACCGUGUGGGGGUGAUCCCAUUUUGCGGGAAGAACGGGCUGUACAAGUAUGAGAUCCUAGUGAAAACAGGCUGGGGCUCAGGAUCAGGAACAACGGCCCAUGUGGGGAUUGCAUUGUAUGGGAUGGACAAUAAAUCUGGACACAGGCAUCUGGAUAACGAGGACGCCUUCCACCGCAACAGCCUCGACAUCUUUCAGAUUGCCACUGAACAGAGUCUGGGCAUGGUGUGGAAAAUCCGCGUUUGGCAUGACAAUAAAGGGCUCAGCCCCUCCUGGUACCUGCAAUAUGUCAUCGUCCGAGAUCUGCAGACCUGCGAGAAUUUUCACUUCUUGGUGAACGACUGGCUGUCCGUGGAGAGUGAGGAGAACGAUGGCUUAGUGGAGAGAGAAGCCUUGGCUGCCGAUGAGACCGACCUGAGGAGCUUUUUGCGGAUCUUUGUGGGCGAGCUUCAGCGGGGUUUCUUUGAAAAGCACAUCUGGCUGUCCCUGUGGGAUCGGCCCCCUCGUAGCCGAUUCACCCGUGUCCAGAGAGCUUCCUGCUGCUGCCUCCUCAUCUUCCUCUUUCUCUGUGCCAACGCUGUGUGGUACGGUGUUGUGGGAGACGCCAACUUCAGUAAUGUGGCAGUUUCCACCCUGAUCCCGGUCAGCAGUGAAACGGUCCUGGUGGGGCUCGUCUCCAGUUUGGUCGUCUAUCCGCUCUACCUGGUCUUCUUGUUCCUCUUCCGGAUGGCCCGCAGCAAGGUAUCUGUCAGCCAGACUCUGACCCAUUCAGACCAGCAGUCCUUGGAGAUUGAUAACUACCUCGACUCCUCACUUCUGGAGAGCUCUUUCCUCACCUUCCCUGGGCUCCGGACAGAGGCCUUUUCAGAACAAGCGAAAACAGACGUAUUCCUGGAUGACUCCAAGAGCCUGAUCCGGUGGCAUUCCAACGAGGCCCUACCCAACUGGCCGGAUCUCCUCAGUGACCCUUCCAUCAUGGGCAACACCAUUCAGAAGCUGAAGAGGGGCAGGACCAGCCGCCAUCUUGGCCUUGAGGCACCUUUGACCACAGAGGAGGACGGCUUGUCACUCGGCUUCCCACAAGCUCAGACGAGAUACUUUUCUGCUUCAGAUGAAGACCUGAUAAGGCAAAUCCUAACCGAUGGAACGGGGAGCAUCUCUCAUCCACAGGACAUGGGGCAGUAUGCCAGGGUGGAAACUGACCUCAUCUCUGGGCUGUCCAGCAUGUUCGGGGAGAAGACGGAGGCCAUCAUGUUGCAGAGGCUGAAUAUGGCAGCCCCCGGCAAGGAACUGAACUGCUCAGCCAAACCAACACAGACAGUGGCGGACCACGCCCUCCGGAAGCGCCUGCUGCCCUACUGGUGCUCGCACCUGGCUCACGCCCUCGGUCUCAGCCUCCUGGCCACUUGCUUUGGGGUCUCUGUGUGGAUCGGUGUCACCUUCACUUCCAGCAUGGCCCUCAUGUGGCUCAUCUCAGGGAUUUUUAGCUUCCUCUCAUCAUUUUUGUUCUGGGAACCCCUCAAGGUACUGCUGGAGGCCCUCUAUUUCGCCCUGGUGAUGAAGCGCCUGUACCCAGAGGAGGACGACACCCUCGUGGAGUACCCGCUGGUAGAGCACGUCUCAGAGAAGAUCAGCAAGGUCCGCCCCCCGCAGGGCUUCGCUCUUUUCCAGGCCAAGGAGGAGGCCAGGAAAGUGAAAGUCUUGCACAGGCUGCUGAAGAACUUCCUCGUCUACAUGCUGUUUUUGUUGGCCGCCCUCCUGACUAACUAUGGCGACGCCUCCCACAGCAGCCGAGCCUUCCUGCUGCAGAGCUCCAUCAAGCGACAGAUGGCCAGCGAGCAGUUCCUUCACAUCAAGAGACCUGACGAGUUCUGGGUUUGGAUGUCACAGGGACUGUUGCCAUAUUUGUACAACAACCAGUCCGGCUCAGGCAGCCACAGCACCACCUUGGGAAGCCCACGGUUACGCCAAAUCCGCCUGCAAGAAGAGUGCCUGGAUCCUGCUCACAGCAUCCUUAGCGGGACUGAUCCGUCUGCAGCUGGUGAGAAAUGCAUCUUCAGUUUUGACACGAAUAGUUAUGCCGUAGGCUGGAAAAGCAUCUCCGACAACCUCACCCAGCUCUGGGUCCACUCGCCUCCUGACUCAGCAGGGGUCUGGUUCUGGGGCUACCUUUCAUCCUAUGACAGCGGUGGUUAUGUCCAGGAGCUAGGGACCACCUUUGAAGAAAGCAAAACCUGCUUGGACUUUCUGCAGCAGAAUAACUGGAUCAGUAACAUGAGUCAAGCUGUCUUUGUUGAACUGACCCAGUACAACCCUGGCCUGGCCCUGUUGGCUGUCAUCACUUUGAGGCUGGAGUUUCCCAUGGUGGGGCAUGCGCUGCCGGCAGUUGCCAUCGGGGUCAUCCCACUGCUUCCACUCAGUGGAGGAGUUACACUGCAGCUUCUCAUGAUGGUCAUCCUUAUGAUCGUGGUGGUCUGCUUUGUGGUCUCCGAGUCGCUCUCCUUCAAGAAGGCGGGCAGGGCAUACUUUGCCCUGGCCAGCAGCUACAGCCAGUGGUUGCUCAUUCUCCUCACCACCAGUACAGUGGUGGUGUACGCCAGCCAGGCCACCGUUGCAGGGAGACAGUGGGCCUCCUACCUGAAGAACAGGCAACACUUCACCAGUUUCUACCAGGUGGCUUCGCUCAACGACGUCUUCAGCUGUUUGGCUGCUUCUCUGCUCUUCUUGCUGACCGUCAAGGCUUCCCAGCAACUGCGCUUUAUCCGCCGGUGGUCCAUUUUCGGCAGAACACUGCAGCAGUCUGCAACGGAGCUGUUUGCCACAGGAGUGGCCUUCGGGAUCCUCACGCUUGCCUAUGCACAGCUUGGCUUUCUGCUGUUCUCCUCCCGCUCAGAGGCCUUCUGCACCUUCUCCAGCUCCUUCCAGCUGCUUUUCACGGCGCUCCGCAGCAGUGUCAACCUGUGCCUCUGCCUCCCAGGGCCAGUAGGGCUCUCCCACCUUUUCUGUGCCAGCUAUGUUGUGCUGGAGCUGUGGGUGGUUCUGCGGCUGCUUGCCACCGUCCUCAUCCAUCACUACCGGGAGACACGCUUUGAGAUGUAUCGGCCAGCAUUUGAGUCCCAGGACUACGAAAUGGUUGAACUCUUCGUUCGGAGGCUCAAGAUGUGGCUGGGGGUCAGCAAAGCUAAGGAGUUCCGCCACAAGGUGCACUUUGAAGGGAUGGAACCAAUCCCCUCACGCUCAUCCAGCCAGGACUCCCGGUCACUGCAAGGCCCUACACCCAGCGCCACCUCUGACAGCGCUUCUACCGCCUCCAGCCAACUGGAUGGGCUGAGCCUGGCCCCCAGCACCCGGGACAGCUCCGAGGCAGACGGUGAUGCCCAGCGCCUCCUCUCCCUCUUAGAGAUCUUGCUGGUUCAGUUUGACCGAGUGAAUGCGGCAACAAAGGAUGUGUACCACAUUGAAUGUCAGCUGGCGGGCACACGGAGCUGGCAGGUGAGGAAGAGGGGCAUGCAGAGAGCAGAGGAGCUAAGACAUCAGUGCAUUCCAGCGCCCACCAAUUUGGGAAUGCUCUCCCCAGAGAUGGGCGCCAACAGCAGCCCGCUUCAGCGCUUCCACCACCCGAGUGGCUCAGUAGCCUGCAGAAAUGUCCGAGCCAGCCGGGGCAGCAGUGUGCCUUCCUCCCUGCUCUCUCCACACAAGACCUACGCCUCACUCAUGCCAGCAGCCCGGAAGAAGAAGAAACCAUUGCUGCCCAACAACCGGGUCCACCCCAGUGGGAAGUAGCAGCAACCUUCCAGGUUAAAACAAGAGCAUCCUGUGUGGCUUGAAACCAACUGGUGGUCAAUCCUGCGUCUCUGGGAUUUCACUUCCCAUCCCUUUGACAGGGUGGGUACAGCCAGAAGGGCAGGCUGUUGAUCGGCUUAAUCCUGAGGGAGGUAGAGGGAUUAGUGUGGCUUUUGUUGGCUCCAUGAGAGGGCCCAGCUAGUAAUUCUUGUUGCCCGGAGGCCUAACAGCUUGGUAAACUUUUCACAGUGUAAUGGUUUACCCUGAGGAAAGUGAGUAAGCUUUGCCCGUUGUGCGGAGGAGAAAGCUGCCAGAAAGGGGUCUCCAAUUGCACAGCUCUUGUGUUGGCCUCCGUGCAGCGAUAGGGGGGGAAAAAUCUACCACAGCAAGAGCCAAAAGGUCCGGCAAAGGAUUUACAAGGGACUAAAAUCAGAUCUUUAAAAAAAGAAAAAAGAAGAUGCAGUUGGUUCAUAUUUGAAAACUUUUGAAGGCCAAAAUGAACAGCUGGGUUAAGGAACCCCUUAAGCAACUCCCAGGGAUCCAUUGGGCUGAACCCAGGCAGGCCGCUGGCAAGGCCGAGUUGCUCUUGCAGGCUUUGUGGAAAGCUCUGCAGGGUUGGAAUUUUCAAAGAGCCGUGCACCCGCAAGUGCUUUCCUCCGCCAGAACUUCUUCUUAGCUAAUUUUUGAAAGAAAUCUAAAUGUACUGGCAGAUGGAAGCUUUUUUCCCUUAAGCAAGCCCUCCAUGUUGGGCUAAUGCACAAUUCAAAACAUGAAUCCCCCAUGCCUGAAGAUAGCAAAGCACCUGAAUUAAUAGUGCCCAGAUGUGGAAACUUUGUCUGAGAGUUGAUUGGCAGGGAAGGGAGCUUGCUGGUUGGGCGCGGGCCCCGGGAGCUGGUCUCACCGGGUUACCCCUCCUACCUGCAGAUCUCCAGCUAUAGAAACCAGAGGAUUGGAAAAGGGUGUUUUAUAAUUUUAUGGUUCUAUUUUAUAUAUUUUCGUGUGUGUGUGUGUAUUUGGUUUACGAUUUGCAUGUGAUGCCUAGCACUUUAAUCAAUGCUUUCCUUAGCUAACGGUAGCACAUGCAACUUUUAAAACAAGAGCAAGAUAAUAUAUCACGGAAGCAGUAUUUUUUUUUUUGGUUAAUCAUAAAAUUUAACCUGCCACUGGAAUAUGACCACAGACAAGAUGCAUGGCUUGCUGUGCUAUGGCCAGUAGCAUCUUCCUGGGCUGGCCACAGGUGCUGCUCCAUGUGGGCAGGCUCUCAGGCAGAGGGAACGAAGCCCAAUUUCGGGAGAGUCUAGCUCAGGCACAUACACCCUGCACAGGCAACUUGGCCCUCGCCCUGUGCCUUGGGGAAACUGGUCCGCCGCCUGUGCAGAGCAGCAACAUGGGGCGUGUCAUCGCUUGGCACAGGGGCCAGCCCCGUGUAAACGAGGUGCCAUGCGAGGGCCAAGGCCCUCAGGUCCACGCUUCUGCCUUGCCCCCGUCACGUUUAAAGAGAAUCCAACAUCCCCAAGCCGGGCAGGGUGACAUGGUGGCUGAGAACACUUUUUCUGGGGUGUAGGGUGAAGAAUAUACAUGGUCCUGAAAGUCUGGACCACCCAUGCACACAACAGCCAAGACAGACUCAGAAAGGAAACACAGUGAAUGUGGCUGCUUUGGGAGGCCAGGAUUGGUUCUGGUCAGUGCUGGAAACCCCUGGGCUGGGCCGGGCCGUGCUUGCUGGCUUCUGCCUGAUCUCACAUAAGAGCCUCCUGGCCCUGCGCACUCCCAGCCAGAAGAAACCUCCCUGCAGGGCAGACUGGCAAGUGCCAACCAGGAGAGCAAACCUUCCUCCUCAAAUGGCACCUGGCCCGGCUUUAAAGCCCGGGGAAGGACAUUAGGUGGCUCUGGUAGGAAGCUGGUCUCCAACAAGCCUUCCUUGCUUUGAGAAGCUGCUCAGGUGCUGUCCUUUGGGAGUGUCCCACAACUAAGGGGCAAGAUGGCUCAUUUCCAAAUUGGCACCCCCCCCCCCCCAUUAAAUGAAUACCUCUCUGGGGAGCUGGCAGCUGGUCUGUACUUCCUCAGUUAACCCAACUAACACAUCCUUCACCCACCUUCCUGCUUGGCGGGGGGGGGGGAUGCCUCUUCACUCCCCCCCACACCCCUCAUAAGAAUCCUUUUCUGUCUGCGUAUUCCACUGGCCAGUUUAAUUUUAUGUAUAUUGUAAGUAAUUUAUACAGGAUUUUUACAAGAAGAAAAAUAAUGUAUAUUUUUGUAUAUUUGCUAUAUUUUUAUAGCGUUGGUACUGUGUUUGAGAUGUAUAGAUAUGACUUAUUUAAAAAAAGAGAUGUGUGAAAGCUUUGCUGAAGUGUUUGAGGGUGUGUGGAUUUGUGCCAUGGAAACUUGGGGGAUUUCUUAUCCCCCAUAUCCAGGCAGGGGCAGGAUCUCCUUGCAAUGCACUAGCCGUGAUUACUCCGAGCCUUUGGUAAGUCAAACCAGGAUGGCAGAUGGCCUGAACAGGCUGUCCACAGGGGGCUGCUUGUCUCCCAUCUCCCAUCGUCAUCGGUUGGAGCUGCAAAUGUAAAUUUCUUUCCUAGAGAGAUUUAGUUUUUACAAAUGCUAAGCUUCGGACUGUCAAUAUCCACCACCAAGCAAGAAAAAUGUGGUUUAAGUUCCAUCUUUUUAAAAAACAUUCCAUUAUUUAUAAGGGUGCUACUUUUAAACAAAACUCUUUUUAUAUAUAUAUAGUAUUCCAAGCUGCUUUAUCAUCAGGUACAAAGAGAUAAAGGCACUUGUUUCCUCCUCUGACAGGAGCGGGAAAUGUUGCCAGGAGGUGGGAGAGAGACAGAAGGAACUGGACGAUAGUUGGCGAGAGGCGAUUUCUGGGGAUGGCCCCAUACUGGGGUGGGGGUGGGGGGAUGUUAGAGAGGCAGAAAGAAGGAAACAUUGAGCACGCUUGGCUGGCCAUCCUCGUCUUGCGGUACAGAAGGGAAAAGAGAAGAGCCUGAAUCUGGACCGGAGCUGGCCUCAGCUCGUGCAACUAGAAAGAAAUAAGUUAUACUUCGGAUUCUGUGGGCAAUGCAGCCAAAAACGUGCAGGCGGCAAAUGACCCAGCGAAGGGUCUGACGUGCUUUUUGCAGUUGGUGGUGCUGCUGCUAAUUGAGAGUUCUCAGUUGGGUUUUGCUUGUUUUGUUUUGUUAAGUGUUGAGAUUUAUGAGGCUAAUAGAGUCACAUCAAGGAAGCGAGUCCUUCUUGCACACUUGCUGUGGGUGGAGGGAGGUGAUGCGGUGCGUGUCUGCUGGGGAGGCACCGAACGCUUCGCCUGGGGCAAGGAUGAC